UCUGCCGUUUCCCGUAUCAAUUCAACCUCGUCUCGUCGCGCAAAACCGUCGGGCACGCAAGGUCUCAUCCUCCUGUCUUGUAUCUGAAUCGUCUCGCGUCUCACGCCUGAACUUGCGAUACGCAAUCAAUCGCUUUGCCUCGGCGCAUUCCAGAUCCGAGUUUCGGACGUUGUUGAAUCGCCAAACCACCAAAGGCUAGGCUUCUCAACACAAGCUUUGUCUUUGUUCAUAUUCAGGUCGUACGCCCGCCACAAGCGCUUUUGCCAUUGCUUUUGCCAUCGGCCAUUGCCUCCGUUUUACACCAUCUUCCCCACCAGUGGCCCGGCCCUCGCGUGCACAAACCAUCCGACAAACCAUCCGGGGAGCUUCGAAUUCGAAGAGACCCAACACAUAUAACUUAGCAUCGCUCAACAACUUUGAGCGUGCGCUUGCGCGGAGUUAUCUGUCAUUGAAGAAGCAGACAGGGCCCUCAAUUAGCGAGGUCCCGACCCGGUGUGCCUGAGACAUAAGAUUCCGAUUAUAGCACUUAUAAGGCGACCCUUCCGCAAUCGUAACAAUGAAUUCCAUCAAGCAAGCAGUCGAGUCCGCUCGAUCAAAGACCUCAGAGGUCAUGAAUACCGCCAAGAGAAGUGAGACGGCCGCCAAGGCCUCCGACAUUAUUCACACUCCAUUCAUGAAAGCUGCUCUUCCUUUCAUCAAUGGAGGCAUCAGCGGAAUGGUGGCCACCUCUGUCAUCCAACCCGUCGACAUGGUCAAGGUUCGAAUCCAGCUUGCUGGCGAGGGUACAUCUGGAGGACCCAAGCCUACUCCGUUGUCUGUCACUCGACAGAUCAUCUCUAGUGGAAAGGUCCUUGACUUGUAUACUGGCCUGUCUGCUGGUCUCCUCCGACAAGCUGUAUACACAACCGCUCGGUUGGGGUUCUUUGACACCUUCAUGGGAAAACUAACGGAGCGAGCAAAAGCCCAAAAUAAACAAAUUGGUUUCUCAGAGCGAGCAACGGCUGGUUUGGCGGCCGGUGGUCUGGCAGCCAUGAUUGGCAACCCAGCUGAUCUGGCACUAAUCCGAAUGCAGAGUGACGGCCUGAAACCUCUCGCCGAGCGCAAGAACUACAAGUCGGUUGUUGAUGCACUAGGAUCCAUCGCCAAAGGUGAAGGCAUCGCAGCUCUCUGGGCGGGCGCCGCACCAACCGUUGUUCGUGCCAUGGCCCUCAACUUCGGUCAGCUGGCGUUCUUCAGCGAAGCCAAGGCACAGAUGAAGCAGAACACCAAUUUGUCUGCGCAAGCCCAGACCCUGAGUGCCAGUGCCAUUGCAGGCUUCUUUGCCAGUUUCUUUAGUCUCCCAUUCGACUUUGUCAAGACAAGACUGCAGAAGCAACAAAAGGGACCUGACGGCAAGGUUCCCUACAAGGGAAUGGCUGAUUGCUUCACCAAGGUGGCCCGACAGGAAGGUAUCAUGAGAUUCUACCGAGGAUUUGGAACGUACUACGUCCGCAUUGCCCCUCAUGCAAUGGUUACUCUCAUCGUUGCUGAUUAUCUGGGUUGGUUGACGAAAUAGAAGAAAAUGCUUUGAGAUUCGGGCUUUGACAUUGAUUGGCGUUGAUAUAGUGGUGGUUGUUUCCUGUCCUUUAAUGGGUUUGUGCUGCGUUGCGUUGCCUUGUUAGGUUGAUUGGGUGGCUAUGGAGUUUCCAAAGAAGUCACAGCGGGAUCCUGGGCUUAUUGGGAGCAGUUUUUGGACCAAAGAAUCGUAUUCGGAUUACCACUGACAUUUUAGACUUGAUGUUGCCAUAUAGCUUUUAUUGUGCAAGAUGAGAGAAAAAUGCAGUCCUUAAUAAUUAG
Molecule: messenger RNA, 1836 nt
Organism: Trichoderma virens Gv29-8
Lineage: Eukaryota; Fungi; Ascomycota; Sordariomycetes; Hypocreales; Hypocreaceae
Exons: 3
Coding region: 557-1555 (332 amino acids)
Biological process (GO): transmembrane transport
Molecular function (GO): oxoglutarate:malate antiporter activity
Source: RefSeq, a predicted model, not a curated record